Messenger RNA from Arthroderma uncinatum, 810 nucleotides. Its product is annotated as signal sequence receptor alpha chain. Bases 1 to 810 code for a protein of 269 amino acids. The record is from RefSeq and is a predicted model, not a curated record. NCBI's taxonomy places the organism in Eukaryota, Fungi, Ascomycota, Eurotiomycetes, Onygenales, Arthrodermataceae. The transcript is spliced from 3 exons. Gene Ontology annotation, cellular component: endoplasmic reticulum membrane; endoplasmic reticulum.
AUGGGCAAAUUCUCGUUUUUCUCCCUUGCGCUCCUCGCAGCCCAGACCGUCUUUGUCAAUGGCCAGGGAUCUGCCGACACUGAGGAAAAGACGGAAUCUCCGGUUGAGCUUCCCAAGCUAGGCGUGACGGUAUCAGCCUCGUUCCCCAAGGCUGAGGUGUUCGGCGUCAAACUUGUCAAUGGCCAACCUACCGAAGCACUCCUCCAAUUCUCCAACGCAGACCCAGAGCCUGUGACUGUAACCGUCAUUGGAGGUUCUCUUUGGAGCAUUGCCGCUCCAGGAAAGCCGCCCGUCAAUGUUCGAAACCUCACCGCAACUCCAUAUGGCAUGGACGUCCCAGCCGGAGACCACAUCACGCUACCCUACAGCUUCGCCACCGAAAUGCACCCUCAAGAUUUGACAUUGAAUCUCGCUGCUGUCAUUAGCGAUAGCAAGGGAAUCAUGCACCCGAUCACCGCUUACAAUGGCACCGUCAGCAUCGUGGAGCAAGACACCAGCAUCUUCGACCCACAAGUUCUCUUCCUUUACGUCUUCCUUCUGGCUUGCUCCGCGGGCUCCGUCUACUUCUUCUACACCCUCUGGAUCGCACCUUACUUCCCUCAGAAACGCAAGGCUAGCAAGGGAUCCGAUCGUCCCCGAAAAUCUGCAGGUGUUUCGUCCUCUGUAGAUGCUGCAGACCAGGCACCUGCCACUGAUGGAACUCCUUCCACUAAGACCUAUGAUACUGAAUGGAUCCCAGCCCAUCAUAUCAACCGACCAGAAGCCCGAAAGGUUAAGUCCAGUGGUGGUCGAGUAAAAACUCGAGCAUAA